This is a messenger RNA of Aphanomyces astaci, 2258 nucleotides long. RefSeq lists its product as hypothetical. Lineage: Eukaryota; Oomycota; Saprolegniomycetes; Saprolegniales; Verrucalvaceae. Gene Ontology annotation, cellular component: extracellular region. The transcript has a single exon. The record is from RefSeq and is a predicted model, not a curated record. Bases 26 to 2089 code for a protein of 687 amino acids. Gene Ontology annotation, molecular function: protein binding. Gene Ontology annotation, biological process: proteolysis.
GUUCCCAUUGCACCAAAUUUUCAGCAUGAUGACUUUGGGUAUGAUCGUCGCUGCCGUGGUCGUUCAAGGCCAAACCACCAAUCAUGGCAACAUGGGGGUGUGCUGGGACGCGUUUAACAGCGACGCCAUGGAGCCUCAGUUCCGUCAGUUGGCGCCCGUGUUCAGCUCUGUGCGCACGUUUGUCGCCCAAGCGUGGAACCAAAACGCAGCGGACGUGGCGGCGCGGUCGGGGCUCACGGUCGCGUUAGGGUUGUGGAUUCAACACGGCAACUACGAGAACGAGAUCACGAACGCCAUCGACGGAGCCUUGCGGAACCCGGGCACUGUCGACGUCAUUUACGUCGGCAACGAAGAGCUGCUUGUGGGCUGGACCCCGUCCAAGCUGUUGCCGUUCAUUCUGGACGCCAAGCGCAGGGUCCAAGAAGCCGGUUUAGUCGAUGUCAAGGUGGGUACAGUGCAAAUCGAUCGCGACUUUUACAUGUACCCAGAAGUCGUCGACGCGUGCGACGUCAUCGGGGUCAACAUCCACCCAUUUUUCAACGGCGCACCGGCGGCACUGGCCGAUCCAUUUCAGUCGUUUGCCAAUCAUUUCUCGUGGCUGGCGGGCAAAUACGGCCGGGAUAAAGUCCGCAUGACCGAAACGGGGUUUCCGAGCGCAGGGGGGGCCAACUUGGGGCACGUGGCAUCGUUGGAGGCGGCGACGGCGUUCUUCCAGCGCUUUCAAACGUGGACGCAAGUGGUGCAGACCCCCACACCGUACUACUUUAUGCUCCAAGAUACCCCCGCCAAGUUGGGCUUUGGAUCGGAUUUUGAAGCAUAUUUUGGCUUGCUCAACAACCGCAGCGAGUGGAAGUACCCGAUGCUGUCCACCGAUCGGUCAGAGGCGGUGUCUAUCUUUACGUCGCGGGGGCAGGCGCUGAUUGUCCUCAACGACAACGUGUACGCCAGACGUCCGACACACAGCAUCAACGAAAAGUUCACGUAUAAUGCUCAGACCCAACAAUUUACAAGCUUGGGCAACAACCAGUGCCUGGAUGCGUACCGAGACGACGGCGCCCCCGGGGGGUUCAAAGUCCACACGUAUGCUUGUGAUCCCAACAAUUUGAACCAAAAAUGGACGUUUGGCGCAGAUAACUACCUGUACCAUGCGUCGCACCACCGAUGUUUGGACGUGGAUGUCAACGUACUGCAGCUGUGGCCGUGCCACGACCACAACGUGAACCGCAACCAAUGGUUCAGCCACGCGUUGCAAGUCCAGCUAUUUACGUCGUUCAAGUCGGCGUUGACGAGUAGUACCUCGAGCGGCGGUUUGGGGGUGGCCCCCCUGGUGACAACCGGGGGAGCAGGGGGGGAAGGAGGCAACCAGCCCCCGACUCAACUGUUUUGGUGGGACUCCAACACCAAAGCGCUGCAGAGUGACGCUGACCUGUCGCAGUGCGUGGACGCGUAUGCCGCCACGUCCAGGUCGUUUCAAAUACACAUGUAUCCGUGUGACGCAUCGAAUGGCAAUCAAAAGUGGAAGUUGGACGAUGUCACACACCGAGUGUUUCACUUGACACACGCCAAAAAGUGCUUGAACGUGGUGGGGACGUCGGGCAUUGAGCUUGUCGACUGCAUCAACAACAACGUCGCCAUACCCACCACCCAACGCUUUAGCCUCGACCGCGUGGGGGAGUGUGCUCCCGUGGAACAAAACGUCAACUUCCAUGGCCAAGACAUUUUUGCAGUCGACGGCGCAGUCCCCGCCGACUGCUGCGCGCCAUGCCAGGCCCACCCCGCCUGCCACGCGUACACGCACUCGAACGGCCGAUGCUAUCUCAAGAAGCUCAGACAAAUCAACGGCACGGGCCUCUGGCCGGGCGCGACCUCGGCGGCCGUUCAAAAAUGCGCGCCGCUCCAGCGAGCAUCGGACUUUAGUGGCAACGACGUCGGGUCUGUUGUGGCGCCGAGAGCUGAAGACUGCUGCGCGCACUGUCGGCUGAAUGUCAACUGCCUCGCGUUUACGUGGGUGGGCGGCGUUUGUUAUUUGAAGUCCGGGGUCGGAACAAUCGUGAUCAACAGCCGAGCGACGUCGGCCACGGUGGUGUAAGGAGACAGCGUGUCUGGUUUGUGUUUACUAGAGGUGUUUGUACAAACGAAUGUACCAUCAAGAAUAGCACUGAUGAUUCACAUACGUACUGUACCGGGAGGCUGCGGGAAAUGGCGAACGUAUAGCCACCCUCGGCGACAUAAACGUAAAGUAUCUAUAUAGACGAAGG